UUAAAAAAGAUGAGUGAAAACAACAAUAGUAAUACUCUCCCUCCCCUUUUGCCGUCAACAGAUCGCCAAAUUCGAGCAGUUUUAAAUUCUACAACAAAACUUUCGUCCUUGGAGAAUAACUCAACAGCUUCCACUUCCUUAAUGUCCUCAACUAUGUCAAAUGCUCAUGCUUCGGGACAUUGGUGGACUGUUUUGAUUAUUGCAGCUGUCAUAAUAAUUAUACUUCUCUUAAUUGGAUCAUUUGUUUUCGCAAUUUUAUGGAGAAAGAGAAGUAGAAAAAUCCAUGGCGAGUACAAACCCCAGCAAGUUGAACAUCUACAUGCUAAAGAUUUACCGUAUAUAACACCACCAAACAUUGAAGGACUUAUGUGA
Meloidogyne enterolobii is the source of this 372-nucleotide messenger RNA. The record is from the annotation of a GenBank genome assembly. NCBI's taxonomy places the organism in Eukaryota, Metazoa, Nematoda, Chromadorea, Rhabditida, Meloidogynidae.